GUUUGAGACGCUAACCUAUCCAGGAUGGCUGAUGACGAAUACCACAGAUUCGCAGAUACGUAUUGCUCGCCCCGCUCGUAAAUAUUGCAAAUAUGGCAUCUGUUUCUUCUUGCUCGACACGAACGCUAUUAUUAGCUUCUCCCAGAACCUCUUUGGACAAUGUUGUCUCUCUGGCUACUGCUUCUUUUGAAUCUGUCGGGGCUGAAUAUGGCUCAUCCUGGUAGUCAUGACGAAGGUGCCUACUUUCGAUCGCUUGCCUCAAGCCGUUCGGUACAAGAGGCAAGGCAAAAGCUCGCCAGAUGUUCCAACCAUAUCAAACGUGGAGAACUUGAUGCUCGCGCCGCUGUUCGUCGGGCUGCGAUUUUGGAUUCAUAUCGUGGCAUUUCUCAUUCCGACUCUGUCUCCAAGUCAGUCCGUUCUUCUUUCUCGCAAGCAGCACUAUCAUCGUCCGAGAACCCAUCUUGUCUCCUUACCCCCGAGGCAACGAUUGGUCCAUUCUGGGUCGAUGGCGAGUUGAUCCGAUCCAAUGUCACCGAUGGAGAGCCUGGAAUUCCAUUGAUUCUCGACGGAGAAUUCAUCGAUAUCCACACUUGCGAACCAGUUGAGGAUGUCUUUUGGGAGAUAUGGAACUGUAAUGCCACUGGAAGUUACUCGGGGGUUCAAGACUUUGGCCACCACCACGGUGAUGAUGAUUCCAAUCUCGACAAGAUGUACCUGAGAGGCAUUCAGCGAACUGACAAAGAUGGAGCCGCACAAUUCACUACCAUUUUCCCUGGUCACUAUGCUGGUCGUGCUACCCAUAUUCAUGUGCUAGCACAUGUCGGGGCCACAAUUUUGCCUAACCAAACCGUAACUGGAGGUCAUGUUGCUCAUAUCGGCCAGCUUUUCUUCGAUCAGGACUUGAUCGCAGCUGUGGAGUCUACUGCUCACUACAAGACCAACAAUGCUCGCAUCACGCCAAAUAUAAACGAUGGUAUUUUCAACGACGUGAAUAGUGCAAGCAGCUAUGACCCUAUCUUGAGUUAUACUCGUCUUGGUCAUUCGCUGGAAGACGGCAUUUUGGCAUGGGCUACUAUGGGUAUUGACGUAUCGGCCAGCUACAAAGCAGAAUCAGCUGCAAGUCUCACAGACCAUGGUGGCGUGGCUCAUCCCUACCGCUGGUCUGCUCACGUACCCGGUGCAUCCAAUAUCCUUAUGGGAGUGGUAGGCCUGGGGCUUGUCUUCUGGGUGGCCCGUUCGUUCCGUCAAUUCUGCGUGAGAUCAGCUUAGUUAAUUUACGGUACUACGCCUUCUCCUAUCAACUAUGUGGUCGAAUCUUUUAUGACCUAGCUUGCUGGCCGCCAGCAAAUCCAUUCCGAAUGCAAGAAAUCAAUUUC
Molecule: messenger RNA, 1376 nt
Organism: Penicillium brasilianum
Lineage: Eukaryota; Fungi; Ascomycota; Eurotiomycetes; Eurotiales; Aspergillaceae
Source: the annotation of a GenBank genome assembly